Messenger RNA from Hyalella azteca, 1370 nucleotides. Its product is annotated as serine/threonine/tyrosine-interacting protein A. Lineage: Eukaryota; Metazoa; Arthropoda; Malacostraca; Amphipoda; Hyalellidae. The record is from RefSeq and is a predicted model, not a curated record. Gene Ontology annotation, cellular component: cytoplasm; nucleoplasm. Gene Ontology annotation, biological process: negative regulation of SCF-dependent proteasomal ubiquitin-dependent catabolic process; negative regulation of protein binding; protein dephosphorylation. The transcript has 5 exons. The coding region runs from base 123 to 623 and encodes 166 amino acids. Gene Ontology annotation, molecular function: F-box domain binding; protein tyrosine/serine/threonine phosphatase activity.
UAGCUAUUAUCCUAAUAGUUUUAUUCUUUCAGUUCUAUUACGAUCACUGGUGAAAUGAAAUAGUAGCAACAAAUGUUCUAGUGUGAGUUGUUAGGAGUAGCGCCGAGCGGCUGGGCGACGCGAUGGUGCCUGAGAUAGAGUGGCGCUACAACAUGCGCCGCCACAUGCAGGAGGUCUACCCGGGCCUCUAUUUGGGUCCCCUCAGCGCCGUGUGUGAGGCCAAGCUGCCGGAGCUGGAGACGGCCGGCAUUACGCACGUUCUGUGCGUGCGCUCAGACGUAGAGGCCAGCGUCAUGCGACCAAAGUUCCCACAGCUUUUUACGUACAUGGAGGUAGAGAUGACGGAGAGCACGCCUCUCUCUUCAGUGUUGCCGCAGAGCCUCGCCUUCAUAUCGAGUUGUCGGGAAGGUGAAGGCCGGUGUUUGGUGCAGGGCUUCUCUGGCGCCUGCCGCAGCGCUGCCAUCGCCGUUGCCUUCAUCAUGUUUGACAUGCACAUCCCAGCCGUAGAGGCGGUGCAGAAGGUCGCUGCUCAUAGGUUCUGCCUGACGAUCACGCCCGAGCUGCUGGAGCAGCUACGUCAGUACGACGCUGAAGUGACCUCAGCACAACGAGCGCGUCCGUAAACGGUAUAUUUUCCAUUAGAUGACGCCAAGUGAUGAUGAUCCUCCAGCGAAAAAGGCGCGCAUAUGACGUUCUCUACCUCAAUUCAUUCUCCAUCCCUGCAAACUCGUCAUCAAAUACUGUAAUAAUGUAUACGAAGAAGUUGUGUGCUAGUGUGUCACGUUCUUUUCGUAUCAGCAUCUGUAGAAGGGUUUUCAUUGAUCAUUGGUCUCUCGAUGAUUAACUUCCCAAAACGAUUGUAGCAGAAAAUAGUGAUGAUGAAUUAACUAAUAGGAACUGAACUCUAUUUCGUUUGCAUAACCGAGCUAUUUUAUCGAACAUUUUCUCGCGUGUAUCUGUUGAAAUUUAGCUGUUCAUCAGUUUGACACGACGGCCACCACAUGACAAAUUAUAACAAUUGUGGUGUGUAUAUAUUUUGUUGAUUGAAAUGUAGGUUGUUUUGUUGCAUGUUGAGGACACCACUGAUGCUGUGCGUAGAUAUUGGGACAUUCUAAAGAUUAGGACCUAUUUUAUAAGUAUAAAAGACCUUGCCAAUAGCAUGCAUAAAAAAUGAAUUGCAUAAUACUGUGGAAUUUGUGAAGCAAUAUGCCCGAAUUCAUACGUGAUUCAGGUCCGUAUGAAAUUUUUAAUAGUACAUUAAUUUAGUGUAAAAAAGUAGUCCGGCCAUCGUAUGGUGCGACACCCUCAUGAAACCAAGUUAUUUAGAAUAUAUUUUUGUAAAGUGCGUUACGAUGAAAGAAUAAAAAAAA